GACUUAAUUAAAGCCAAUGCCACAUCCAAAUCACAUUAAGUCUAUACACAUUCUUCUUCAAGCUUCUGCGAUCUACAGAAAAAUGGCUAAGCAUUACCACCUAUCCUCCCUCUUACUACUUGCAUUUCUCAUUUUAUUCUUCAUUAAUGGCAACAUAACUGGCUCAACCGCACGCCACCUUCUAGAGACACCCCUCCCUGAGACACCUAAACUAGAACUCCCGAAAGUCCCAGCCUUGCCAAAGCCUGAAAUCCCAACUAUGCCGAAGCCUGAGAUUCCAACAAUACUAAAGCCUGAGAUCCCUGCCAUUCCAAAGCCCGAGAUUCCUAUUAUUCCAAAACCUGAAGUACCACUUGUGCCAAAGCCCGAGCUACCAAUUGUCCCGAAGCCUGAGUUACCAAAUUUGCCAAAGCCUAAGAUGCCAACAAUGCCAAAGCCUGAGCUACCAGUUGCCCCAAAGCCUGAAUUACCGACAUUGCCAAAACCCGAGCUUCCUGCUAUGCCGAAACCCGAGCUUCCUGCUAUGCCAAAACCCGAGUUUCCUUCCUUGAAAAAGCCAGAAGUCCCAACAGUGUCAAAGACUGAGGUUUCUCCAGCUAUGAAAAAGCCUGACAUCUCAACUAUGCCAAAGCCUGAAUUACCAACUUUGCCAAAGCCUGAGAUCCCAGCUAUGCCAAAACCUGAGAUUCCUGCUAUGCCAAAGCCUGAGAUUCCAGCAAUGCCAAAACUAGAGUUUCCUCCCUUGAAAAAGCCAGAAAUCCCAGCAGUGCCAAAGACAGAGGUUCCUCCCGCUAUGAAAAAGCCCGAGCUACCAGGUGUGCCAAAGCCUGAGAUCCCUGCUAUGCCAAAGCCUGAAGUUCCAGCUAUGCCAAAGCCUAAAGUACCAGCUAUGCCAAAGCCUGAGCUCCCAGCUAUGCCAAAGCCUGAAAUCCCAGAACUACCAAAGCCAAAAGUCCCAGAGCUUCCAAAGCCAGAAGUCCCAGCUACGUCAAAGCCUGAAAUCCCGGAACUACCAAAGCCAAAAGUCCCAGAGCUUCCAAAGAUAAAAGUCCCAGCUAUGCCGAAGCCUGAAAUUCCAGAACUGCCUAAGCCAACUCUUCCUUCACUCUCUCCACCGUACAAACCUGCUACUCCUUGAGUAAAUUAUAUGCGAUUGUAACUCUAUUAGAAAGUACCCAACUGAUGCUUUGAGAUUACCAUCUAAGUCUAUGAAGUUUCCGGCAUGGGCCGUCAUGACAUGGAGAUAGUUUGGCACACAUAUUGGUUACUUUCUGCUAGGAGUAGAAAUUGUAAUUCUUUUAUAGUAUUUGAAUUGGAUGUACCAUGUUUGAUUUUUUAUAUACAAGUAAGUGUUUUUAUGUACUUUCUAUACACUGUUAUA
Lycium ferocissimum is the source of this 1381-nucleotide messenger RNA. RefSeq names its product protein PELPK1-like. NCBI's taxonomy places the organism in Eukaryota, Viridiplantae, Streptophyta, Magnoliopsida, Solanales, Solanaceae. The transcript has a single exon. The record is from RefSeq and is a predicted model, not a curated record. The coding region runs from base 17 to 1138 and encodes 373 amino acids.